AAAUGUUAAAGAAAGAUUACAUGCUCGUAGAGAAAUGACCUACUCUUAAUUGCGAAGAUGACUUUGAACUAAGAGUUAUGUCUGACCAAUAAAUUAAACCUCAAUUGGACCCUGGUAUUUAGCGAAUUGUGCGGGAGUUGCUAUGGGGUGCGUUGGAUCGAAGCAUGCCAAUGGCGGAAAAAAUCAACCCCACAUGCCUGCCAAUGCAAGCCGAUAUAACCCAAUCCCUCAGCCAAAUCAAAAUAGAUAUACUCCAUAUGACCCUCACACCACGUAUGGAAUGCAACAAUCAGCUUAUGGUCCCUCUAUGAUGGGCACUUUGUCACAGGGUAUGGCCGGAGGCAACAGAGGUGGUAGUGGUUACAAUCCCUACACACAACAGCAGUCAAUGCAUGGCGGUGGAGGAGGUGCUAUGGACGGGAGUGGGAUGAAUCACCCACAUAACCAAUACAAUGUGCACCCAAAAAUGUCAGUCCCCAAUCCUUAUAACAUGCAGCAGUCUCAUAUGAUGCAAGGAGGUGGGUCCCACCAUGGCUCACAGUUCAAUAUAAACAGCUACAACGGUAUGGGCGGUGUAGGCGCAGGUGGGAAUGGGGGAGGGGGAGACUAUUUCUCCCCACAUGCAAAUGCAACGCCAAUAGCACCACGCCAACUGCCUUCCAAUCAGGGACAUCAUCCGUCCUCGCAACAUCAGCAGCAGCACCAACAGCCCCCACCACCUCCCAGACCACAGGGCAGCUCGGCCAGCGAGCGCAGCAGUGUAUACACAGCCAUUUACCCCCAUCAUGCGCUGGACCCUGGAGAACUUUCUUUCGAGAAGGGCGACAAAUUCCUGGUGCUGAAAGCCGACGGACCCUGGUGGCAGGUGACGUGUUUGAAAAACAACCAGACAGGCUAUGUUCCCGCCAAUUUCCUCUCAAAUACAGAGCGUGAUGACUGGUUCUUCGGCGCCAUCUCGCGCAGAGACGCUGAACAGCUUCUAAACGCCCCCGGAGUCAUCCCGGGAACCUUCCUGAUCCGUAAACGAGAGACCUGUGCCUCCGGGUACUCGCUGUCGAUGCGCGACGACAAGACAGCAUGUAUGGAUAAUGUGAAGCACUAUAAAAUCAAGCUGCAGGAGCAGGACAAUAAAUACUUCAUAACAGCCAAGAUUAAGUUCUCCACCCUGAAGGAGUUAGUGGCACAUUAUCAGACAGAUGCAGAUGGGCUGGUUUGUGCUCUCACUAAGCCAUGUCUGAUGCCAGCUCCUCAGAUUACAUCACUUGCACACACAGACCAUUGGGAGUUCCCGCGAGAGAGGAUCACCUUCUUUAAGAAACUAGGUCAUGGUCAGUUUGGAGAAGUAUGGAGUGGGCAGCUUAAAUUUGACGGAGGAACAGUAGAAGUGGCAAUCAAAACCCUGAAGCCGAACUCGAUGUCGGCCGAGGCAUUCCUGAAAGAGGCCAACAUCAUGAAGGAAUUACAGCAUAAGAAUCUGCUGAAAUUGCACUGUGUAUGUACGAAGGAAGAGCCAGUGUAUAUUAUAACUGAGCUGAUGAAGUGCAGUUUAUUGGAGUUCCUGAAGGACGGAGAGGGCAAGAAUAUCACAAUGCGAGCUCAGAUUGAGAUGUCCGCAAACAUCGCCGAAGGCAUGGCGUAUCUGGAGAGCAAGAACUACAUCCACAGAGACUUGGCUGCGCGUAAUGUCCUAGUCGGCUUCAAAUACGAGUGUAAGAUAGCCGACUUCGGACUGGCAAGAUACACGAAUGACGACCAAGAGCCUGCACAGAACAAAGCCAACAAGUUCCCCAUCAAAUGGACAGCCCCUGAGGCAGCUCUGAUGGGCAGAUUCACAAUCAAGUCAGACGUGUGGAGCUUUGGAAUCCUACUAGCCGAAAUAGCCACCAAAGGCAAGGUUCCGUACCCGAUGAUGACCAACAAAGAGGUGCUGGACAAAGUGAACAAUGGGUACAGGAUGCCCCGACCACAAGAGUGUCCCGAGAAGCUAUAUGGUGAGGUGAUGCUCAAGUGCUGGCAUGCCAACCCCAACAAACGCCCCACUUUCGCACACUUGUUCGCCAUCCUGGAAGACUUCAACAUCGCGACUGAGAGCAGCUACAACGACGACCACAUGUCCCCUCAUCAGCAAAACUACCAAUGAGUAUUAAAUGGGCAACCACAACCAGUCGAACAUGACCUCCAAUUCCAUAUCUCAGCAGAUGAGUGCCAGGAUAGACUGACUAUGACAAGGGUACACUUGUUAUUAGUUGCAACACGCCCACUACCCUACCAUCAAUCCCUCUUUGCACACAAAACCCAAUCCUAAUGCAGUCAUUCAAAAAGCAAGGCUCCGUUCUGUCGGCGAUAGAAGUUGAACAAAAAGACUUAGUAAAUAAAUUCUGAAUUUCUUCUAAACUCAGGCUAGAGAUUUUUGUUUUCAAAAAGCGAAUUAUAUAAUUUUCUAUACAAUGAAUACAUCUUCUUACUAAUUUUCAUCGAAUGUUCCCAGUUUGAUUAAUAAAAUGGAAUUAUAUUUUUCAGUUAGUCCUACUUUUGCAUUCCGGUUAUUGGCCUGCAAGCCAUGGUAAGUUCAAAUGCGGCAGUUAGUCAAAGCAUUAUACCAAAACCAAGUAUAAUAACGCUCUGGAAUGCAAAAUGAAGACACAAUAAGAUGUGAUGAAGUUAAUAUUUCACUCUUUUGGGUGCUGAUUGUGCUCGAUGUGUUUUGAAUAAGUUUAUAUUGUAGAGAUUACGAUUUCAAAUGACUUUUAUUGAAUAAUGGCCGUCAGAUCUUUAUUUAGAUUUAGAGUAAACUAGACAAACGGGUUUCAGUGAAACUUUUACUUAGUAGCGAAGCUUCAAACGAAUAGCCUAGCCACACGACUUGUUUCAAUCAAAUUAACAUGCAUCUCAAAGUUCAUGAGGUUUACUCAACAAGAUAGACCGUUUCCAUUUGUGGGAAGUCACGCUUAUAAUGCCUCUGGUUCUCUUGUAAUGUGCACGAAAAGCUGAUCUAUUUGCCUAAAACAAUUUCAAAACCCUGAGAAGGUUAAAUUGAUGCGGUUGUUUAUGAUGUAAUUUUUUUCAUCGAGAACUAACUUACAACUUGGAAAGAAACAAAACUAGUCAAUCGAUUUAAAACUGGAACUCGUUUGCCGCCACUUAAUUCUGAAUUCGGUUCAACUAAAUCCGAGUGCUAGCUCGUCUAAGAAAUCAAUUGGAGAAAAAAGUUACUUUUGUACUGAUAUCCUUCCUGAGUCAGUUGACGUGUGAACUUUUUGUCCCGACUCAAUCUGACUAAAGGAAGGGUACGCUUCCUCAUCUCAUCUCUCGUUGUAUCAUCUCAGCUCAAUUCGUUUCUUCUCUCUCAGAAUGCAAUUCGAUCGAUAGAUUCCGCCCAAUGCGAUGCCUACUCUCAUUAAUUUAAAUAUUAUCAGUUUGUCGCCUACAAAGCUCAAUUCAAUUUAAUUCUUUAUUCA
Symsagittifera roscoffensis is the source of this 3458-nucleotide messenger RNA. Its product is annotated as tyrosine-protein kinase SRK2-like. Lineage: Eukaryota; Metazoa; Xenacoelomorpha; Acoela; Convolutidae. Gene Ontology annotation, cellular component: extrinsic component of cytoplasmic side of plasma membrane. Gene Ontology annotation, biological process: cell differentiation; cell surface receptor protein tyrosine kinase signaling pathway; innate immune response. The coding region runs from base 143 to 2140 and encodes 665 amino acids. The record is from RefSeq and is a predicted model, not a curated record. The transcript has 10 exons. Gene Ontology annotation, molecular function: ATP binding; signaling receptor binding; non-membrane spanning protein tyrosine kinase activity.